Messenger RNA from Naegleria fowleri, 2829 nucleotides. RefSeq lists its product as uncharacterized. Gene Ontology annotation, cellular component: SCF ubiquitin ligase complex. The record is from RefSeq and is a predicted model, not a curated record. NCBI's taxonomy places the organism in Eukaryota, Heterolobosea, Eutetramitea, Acrasida, Naegleriidae. The transcript has a single exon. Gene Ontology annotation, biological process: SCF-dependent proteasomal ubiquitin-dependent protein catabolic process. The coding region runs from base 1 to 2829 and encodes 942 amino acids. Gene Ontology annotation, molecular function: protein binding.
AUGGUUCAAACGCAUUCUCCGUCGUUGGUGGAAGUGAUGAACCUUUCAUCAUCACCGAGUUCUCGCAGUAAGAACAACAACAAGAAUGAAAUCAACCAUCACUCCCAUACGAAAAUAACGGAAACAGCUACAACCAUCCAAUCCGCACGAAAUGAUGGCAUGAUCAUACAAAAAAAUAGUAUCAUAAGAAAAGAUCAACAAUAUUCGGUUGUGAGGAUGAAUGGUAGUAAUGGACAUGCUUGUCAUAAUGAUCAUGAUAAUGAUCAUGAUAGUGAUGAAAUAAUGAAUCGUGGAGAGUUUUCUCAUGAUCAUUUGGGAAUUCUCUCGGAAUUACCAGUAGAUUUACUUUUUGAUAUUUUUGAAAUGAUUGAACUGAAAUAUGUGAUACGCUUUGCGUUUUUAAAUAAGAAGUUUUGUGCUCUCCUCGGAAGAUACUUGAUCAGUAAUGAACGAUUUGUGAACAAGUAUUUAAAAUGUGAGCCUCAAAAACGACGAAACGAUACAUUGGAUUUUCCAUACAUGAUACGUGUAAAUAAUGUAACACUAGAGAACACAUCCACCUCAUCAUCGUCGCGAAUAUCUACGGAUGAUUUGAGCUGGUUGGAAAAAAUAGGACCUUACCUUUUUGAAAUAAUUUUGGAAAGUUUGAUAUCCUCAAUUCAAGAUUCACAGUUUGUUGAUAGUGGUGAAGCAGUGAGACUGCUCAAUUUUUGGAAUGUCAGUUUUCUUCAUUUGUGCAGCUAUGAAAAAAUCAAACGAUUAUUCAAAUCUCUUGGGACGUGUGUAAAUAAUAAUAAUUCAUUGGUAGAGCAAGUUUAUCUAUCGUGUGGACCACAACGAAUACUGAAUGACAAAAUUACAGAAUUCUUAGAUGUUACUAAUUUUUUAACUAAUUUAGAAUUGUUUCCAUGUGAUCGAUUUACACAUGCACACAUUCGAGAAAUUUAUUUGAAUGGAUUUAUUGCCACGACGCCGAACGAUCUCAAUACGCUAAUCAUUGGGUGCUCCAAACUCGAAAAAUUUUUUAUUUCAUUUGCCCUCAUUGACGGCAAUAACACCUUUCCACAUUUACUUCCAUUGGAAGCUCCAAAAAAUUUACGAGAAAAUCUCACGCAUCUCUCAAUUAGGAAUAUUCCAUCUGUAUAUACCAGGCUGUUAUCAGUGAUUGAUAUAUUUGAAACAUUUGAAAGCCUCAAAUAUUUUGAAUAUGAUGAAAUUAGCGGAAGUGGAGGAAUACAUCCCUAUGUAAAAUUUGACCAUUGUGAAAAUGUCAUAUCAAAGUUUCAAAAAUCAAAUCUUGAAACUCUAAUUUAUAGACCUGCUGGAUCUCAUCAGAGACAACUGGCUCAAGCCAAUGAACGAGAAUUGAUCAUUGAAGAAAUAAGAGAAUAUUUUGCGAGCUAUGAAAACGUGGCUCCUCUUUUCCCUAAACUAAGAAAUAUUGAAGUAUCGGACUAUCAAAUUGAACGAGAAUGUAAAUAUGACCCUAUUUCUGCUCUCAUUUACCACAUUUUACCACUCGCUGCCCAAUAUUCACAGCAUGGCCUCUCGUUAACACGGAUAUUUGCACCAAGUGAUUGUAUGACUUUAGUGACACUUUUAAACUGUAACAAAACCAUUUCAGAGAUGAAAUUAGGAGGAAGAGAGAAGAAGCAGUUAGUUUUUUCUUUCAUUCGCGCCUCAAAUUCGAAAUUCUCUAACCUGCAGGCUUCUACCAUCGUUUUUUCCAAGCCAUUCACAAACUUGAGUCGAUUAAUUUUGGACAAUUUAGACGAGCUAGAAAAUAAUGUGCUCAUCAAUAUUGCCAAACACUGUCCAAUGCUGUUGUUCUUGAAAGUCAUUGAUUGCAGUUUUCAAACGGUAAGCGCCACACAAACAAUUCAUGAUUUGAAUCAGCUCAAGUUACAAAGCAUUUUGAUCGAGGGAUGUAUGAUGGUGGCGUCGUCUCAUCUGUAUUCUCUUAUCAUUCACAGUAAUGAAACUCUGGAAAGUGUUGAAAUUAGAUCCUCCACACUUGUUCCUUUUCAUGGAAAAAUUCAACAGAAAGGACUUGUUGAAAUGAAAAAGCUCACUACUCUCUUGCUACCUAAUCUUCAUGAAGAAAAUUACAAUGAAAUUAUGAACAAUCUAUCGAUCUUGUGUGCGUUUAGUUGCUUGACACAUAUUGAUAUAUUCGGAAAUGUUGGACAAGGAUUUUUAACUCUCACAGAAACAAAUAGCAAACUACAAAGUGUCAACAUGCUAGGUGCUACACUCUCGCAAGAACAAGCGGAUCAAAUCUUUCAUGUAAUCACAGAGAGAUCGAUAUGCAUCAAAAAUUUGGAAAUUGAGAAUGCAUUCAAUCCUGUUUGUUUGCUCCGACUUUCCAGUCAUUCUACACACCAAUUGACGAGUUUGAAAUUGGUAGGAACACUUCUUGGUUCUCGUCAGCUUGAUGAAAUUGCACAACUGAUCAAACAAUGUCCCAAUCUUGAUACCUUAUUUUUAAGCUGGGAGACAGGGUUGCCACAUGCUGAGUUUUUUGACCUUCUUGUUCAAUAUUGUCCAAAGCUCUCUAUUGUGAUUUUUGCAGGAAAUGGCCUUCUGUUGGAUGUCACGUAUUCACACAUCCUUGAAUUUGCCAUUUCAUUGAAAUGUCUUUCAUUGCUUCAUUUAGGAAUGUCUCCAUCUAUCACAAGCAAGCCGCCAUUCUCUCUCAAUGAUCUCAACAGAAUGUACAAGGAACGUACCCAAAAAACUCCACCAAGAAUAAUCAUUCCAACUCUCAUGAAAACAACAGACCAUUAUUUACCGAGUUCAGUUGCUGGCUCUACAUGCAUUUUGGCUUGA